Messenger RNA from Grammomys surdaster, 6756 nucleotides. It is a transcript of the gene Kdm2a, whose product is annotated as lysine demethylase 2A. Gene Ontology annotation, biological process: regulation of transcription by RNA polymerase II; protein demethylation. NCBI's taxonomy places the organism in Eukaryota, Metazoa, Chordata, Mammalia, Rodentia, Muridae. The record is from RefSeq and is a predicted model, not a curated record. Gene Ontology annotation, molecular function: zinc ion binding; protein binding; DNA binding. The transcript is spliced from 21 exons. Bases 382 to 3867 code for a protein of 1161 amino acids.
CAGCUGUGGCCGGCUGAGGGUACCGAGAAGAGGGUGUUUCCCGCGGCCGAGUUGGCCCGGGUCUCGGCUGGGGCUGCUGACCGCCAGCUUGGGGGAGUAGCCGAGUGGUCUUGCUUUCCUGACGCCUCGGACGCGGAGUCUGUAAAGCCAGAAGAGGAGGUUUGAUUCAGUAACUGUUUCCUCUUUUCCGGGUCGCUCUGACCCUUCUCUGGAUACUGGGUUAAUACACAGAAAUACCGAAGACGACGUUUGGGAUUUUAUUUUUUUCUGUGUUUGGAAUUUUACUUCUCUCUUGGACAAGAACUCAAGAACAAAAUCCUCGGAAGAGGAAAGCAUCCCGGGAGUGGUUUCUUUACAGUACUUCCAUCAGAAGAGUGAGAGAUGGAACCUGAAGAAGAAAGGAUUCGGUACAGCCAGAGAUUGCGUGGUACCAUGCGACGUCGCUAUGAAGAUGAUGGCAUUUCAGAUGAUGAAAUUGAAGGGAAAAGAACUUUUGACUUAGAAGAGAAGCUCCAUACUAACAAAUAUAAUGCCAAUUUUGUUACUUUUAUGGAAGGAAAAGAUUUUAAUGUAGAGUAUAUCCAGCGGGGUGGCUUGAGAGACCCUCUCAUUUUCAAGAAUUCUGAUGGACUUGGAAUAAAGAUGCCGGAUCCAGACUUCACAGUGAAUGAUGUCAAAAUGUGUGUGGGGAGUCGUCGGAUGGUGGAUGUCAUGGAUGUGAACACACAGAAGGGGAUUGAAAUGACCAUGGCACAAUGGACACGAUACUAUGAGACUCCAGAGGAAGAGCGAGAAAAACUCUAUAAUGUUAUCAGCCUAGAGUUUAGCCACACCAGGCUUGAGAAUAUGGUGCAGCGGCCUUCCACGGUGGAUUUCAUUGACUGGGUAGAUAACAUGUGGCCAAGGCACUUGAAAGAAAGUCAGACUGAAUCAACAAAUGCCAUCUUAGAGAUGCAGUACCCUAAGGUGCAAAAGUACUGUCUAAUGAGUGUUCGAGGCUGCUAUACUGACUUCCAUGUGGAUUUUGGAGGUACUUCUGUUUGGUAUCACAUCCACCAAGGUGGAAAGGUCUUCUGGCUCAUCCCCCCUACAGCCCACAACCUGGAGCUGUACGAGAAUUGGCUGCUAUCAGGGAAACAGGGAGACAUCUUUCUGGGUGACCGGGUGUCAGAUUGCCAGCGAAUUGAACUCAAGCAGGGCUAUACCUUCGUUAUUCCCUCAGGUUGGAUUCAUGCUGUGUAUACUCCUACAGACACAUUAGUGUUUGGAGGCAAUUUUUUGCAUAGCUUCAACAUCCCCAUGCAAUUAAAGAUAUACAGCAUUGAAGAUCGAACACGGGUUCCAAAUAAAUUCCGUUACCCAUUUUACUAUGAAAUGUGCUGGUAUGUGUUGGAGCGCUAUGUAUACUGCAUAACCAAUCGAUCCCACCUAACUAAGGAAUUUCAGAAAGAAUCCCUUAGCAUGGAUAUGGAAUUAAAUGAGUUGGAGUCUGGAAAUGGUGAUGAAGAAGGGGUGGAUAGAGAAGCCCAACGCAUGAACAGUAAGCGAUCUGUGCUUACCAGCCCUGUUGCUAAUGGAGUCAACCUGGAUUAUGAUACACUUGGCAAAGCCUGCCGAAGUCUUCCAAGUCUGAAGAAAACUUUGUCUGGAGACUCAUCUUCAGACUCUAGCCGGGGAUCCCACAACGGCCAAGUUUGGGAUCCCCAGCGUAGCCCUAGAAAGGAUAGGCAAGUACAUCUGACCCACUUUGAACUUGAAGGUCUACGAUGUCUUGUAGAUAAGUUAGAGUCACUGCCACUGCACAAGAAGUGUGUCCCUACAGGGAUAGAAGAUGAAGAUGCUCUGAUUGCUGAUGUAAAGAUUUUGCUGGAAGAACUUGCCAGUAGUGAUCCCAAGUUAGCCCUCACUGGAGUCCCUAUAGUACAGUGGCCAAAAAGGGAUAAGCUUAAAUUCCCUACCAGGCCUAAGGUGAGGGUUCCUACAAUUCCCAUCACAAAGCCUCACACCAUGAAGCCAGCUCCACGCUUAACACCUGUAAGGCCUGCUGCAGCCUCCCCCAUUGUGUCAGGAGCCAGGCGGAGAAGAGUGCGCUGUAGGAAAUGCAAAGCAUGUGUGCAAGGAGAAUGUGGAGUCUGUCACUACUGCAGGGACAUGAAGAAAUUUGGUGGGCCUGGACGCAUGAAGCAAUCCUGUGUUCUCCGACAGUGCUUAGCACCCAGACUGCCUCAUUCAGUUACGUGUUCUCUGUGUGGAGAAGUAGAUCAGAAUGAAGAGACACAGGACUUUGAAAAGAAACUCAUGGAAUGCUGCAUCUGCAACGAGAUAGUUCAUCCUGGCUGCCUCCAGAUGGAUGGAGAGGGGUUGCUUAACGAGGAAUUGCCAAAUUGCUGGGAGUGUCCAAAGUGUUACCAGGAAGACAGCUCGGAAAAAGCCCAGAAGCGGAAAAUAGAAGAGAGUGAUGAAGAAGCUGUACAAGCCAAAGUCCUACGGCCCCUGAGGAGCUGCGAGGAGCCCCUCACACCCCCGCCUCACUCACCUACUUCCAUGCUGCAGCUCAUCCAUGACCCGGUUUCUCCCCGGGGUAUGGUGACUCGGUCAUCCCCUGGGGCUGGCCCCAGCGACCACCACAGUGCCAGCCGUGAUGAACGCUUCAAACGGCGGCAGUUGCUGCGGCUACAAGCCACAGAGCGCACCAUGGUACGGGAAAAGGAGAACAAUCCCAGCGGCAAAAAGGAGCUGUCUGAAGUUGAGAAAGCCAAGAUCCGGGGAUCGUACCUCACUGUCACGCUACAGAGGCCCACCAAAGAGCUCCACGGGACAUCCAUUGUGCCCAAGCUGCAGGCCAUCACGGCCUCCUCUGCCAACCUUCGCCCUAAUCCCCGCGUGCUAGUGCAGCACUGCCCAGCCCGAAACCCCCAUCAUGGGGAUGAGGAGGGGCUCGGGGGAGAGGAGGAGGAAGAGGAGGAGGAGGAGGAAGAUGACAGUGCAGAGGAGGGGGGUGCGGCCAGGCUGAAUGGCCGGGGCAGUUGGGCUCAGGAUGGAGACGAAAGCUGGAUGCAGCGGGAGGUCUGGAUGUCUGUCUUCCGCUACCUCAGCCGCAGAGAACUUUGUGAAUGUAUGCGAGUGUGCAAGACGUGGUAUAAAUGGUGCUGCGAUAAACGACUUUGGACAAAAAUUGACUUGAGUAGGUGUAAGGCCAUCGUACCCCAGGCUCUCAGUGGCAUCAUCAAGAGGCAGCCAGUGAGCCUCGACCUUAGUUGGACUAACAUCUCCAAAAAGCAGCUGACCUGGCUGGUCAAUAGGCUGCCAGGAUUAAAAGACCUCCUCCUAGCAGGCUGUUCCUGGUCUGCAGUAUCUGCCCUCAGCACCUCCAGCUGCCCCCUUCUCAGGACCCUUGAUCUUCGGUGGGCAGUAGGAAUUAAAGACCCACAAAUUCGGGAUUUGCUGACUCCACCCACAGAUAAACCAGGUCAAGACAAUCGAAGCAAACUCCGGAACAUGACUGACUUCCGGCUGGCAGGCCUUGACAUCACAGACGCCACUCUCCGACUCAUCAUUCGCCACAUGCCCCUUUUGUCUCGACUUGACCUCAGUCACUGCAGCCACCUUACAGAUCAGUCCUCCAACCUACUAACUGCUGUCGGGUCUUCCACUCGAUACUCCCUUACAGAGCUCAAUAUGGCAGGUUGCAAUAAAUUGACAGACCAGACCCUGUUCUUCCUAAGGCGAAUUGCUAAUGUCACCUUGAUUGACCUUCGAGGAUGCAAACAGAUCACAAGAAAAGCCUGUGAGCACUUCAUCUCAGACUUGUCCAUCAACAGCCUCUACUGCCUGUCUGAUGAGAAACUGAUACAGAAGAUUAGCUAAGACAUGCUCAGCCCAGACUGAUCAGGAAAAUCUUCCCCUGCCUUCCCACCAAGGAGAGUCUCUCCCUGACCCUACGCAGGCUCUGAGGCCAACGACACAUUCCCUCUCUGCUCUCUUUUCUCUGAGCCCUUCUCCCACAGGUGGGGCAGAGAGGUUGAUGGACAUCAAGGUUAUUGCCUGCUCCUCUCCCUCCCAAGGAAAAGAGAGGAGAGGUUGAUCAAGGAGAAAGCACAGGCUGUGCUAUCCCAGUACCUGCUUGCUUGCUUGUCUGCCAGCUAGGAAGCUGGGCUCUCAGUUUGGGGGAAUUUGUGCAUCUUUCACCUGCACUGGGCCAAGAACCCUCCCUUCUCAUCCAUAGUCCCCAGCAGUGCCUGGUUCUAAGCAAACUCUAGGGAGGAAGGCGACUUUGCCUCCAUAGCCAGAUUCUCCUCAUGGUGUCCGUUGCGCAUCUCUCCUCCGUUAAACUCUCCCGGCUUCUGCAGGAAGAGCCAACAGCCCUAGAAACCCCAGGCCUGGCAGGUCUCACUGGUGCUGUGAGUUGUCUGAAGCGUUGUUCCAUGUCUGUCAGAGCCCUUUUUUCUUGUCCCUGAGCUUGAUGCUGUCCAACACUCAUUCAUAUCAUACAGUCUCCAUUCUGCCAUCACCCUGAACUUUUCCACUAGUCACCCACUUGUCCAUUGUUGCACUUACUUGGGGUUAUCAAAAGCUCUUCGGAGAAGCUGGAACUUGCCCCCAGAAAUGCCCAUAUCAUUGCUACCCAGGCAUAUUCUAAGACAGGCAUCAUUACCCUUUCCCUCCCAUUGCUGCCCACCAACUGCCCUUUUCCAUUUGUCCUCUUUCCUGCCUGAGCAGGGCUUUUCCAGAGUUUGUGUCCUCAGAAGGAGCAGCGUGUUUCUCCAGGUGGGGGAAACAGAAGGCUGCUUAAAUCCCCACCUGCCUCCAAGCCAGGCUUUUCUGGGCUCUGGUUUAGCAUGGCCCUCUGAGCCCAGGCCUGUGUAUAACCUAGCAGCUCACUGACCUGGUGCCUUUUAAGGGGAGUCCUGAUUGAAAACCUACCCUCUGCCUGCAACCUUGGAAGUGUGUGUGCAUGUGCCUCUGUGUGUCUGACUAAGUGUGCUGCACAUAUGUGCAGGGAAGGAGGGGAGCAUGAUGUCUCCCUCUCCUCCAUUGCCCUUCUUCAAGCCCCAUCAGCUGCCCCCUUUUACUUUGCAUUGAACGGCCUGUCCAAAGAUCCUCUCUCUAGGGCAGCAGAGAGCUUUUUGCACUUUAAAAAAAAAAAAAGAGAGAAAGAAAGAGAAAGAAAGAAAGGCAGGAAGAAAGAAAGAAGGAAGGAGGUCAGAACUAUUCUGGGUAUGAGGAGAUGCUCAGCAGAGGCCUGUGGCCAGAGUUUGUCAGUGAUACAUGCAAAUUUGCACUCUGCUCCCCAUCUAUAGGAGAUUGAUAAUUGAUAGCACAGCCUUGCCCCGCCUUCUCUUAACCCAGAACAUACCCCUUCCAACUUUUCACCCCAUUUCCUGUAAUCUAGCCUCAGACUUUCCUAAACUCCAUCAGGAGGGGACAGAGCCCGGGCACCAUGAGUCUGAAAUGUGACCGCCCAAGGAGAGAUGCUAACUGUACCCUUGCCACUGCCAAAGCAAUAGAGGCAGAAGUGUCCCCUCUGCCACUCAGCCCAGCUUUGACCCUGGCAAUAACCAGACUUUUUUUCCAGGGAAACUGGGUUUCUGGCAAGGGGUGGCAUUGUUUCUUCCAAUCUGCUGAUUUCUCUUGGCUGCACCUUAAAAACAGCAGUCUGUUCCCUUGACCCUCUGCCAUUCCAUUGGUCUUCGGGUCCCAGAAUUCUGGGACUGAAAUGUUGAGGAAACGCCAGUGACUUAUUCCAGAGUGCCUCAGUUGGGGGAACUUCUGUAAAGAACCCUGGGUGUUGAGCAAAAACCUUAUUAAUCCUAUUAAUGACCUAUAAUUAGAAGCUUCCUGACUUUUUUUUUCUUUUUGGUUGCUCCUGUGGAAAAUACUAAAAUACUAAGUUUUGUUUGUUGUCUUUUUAUGAAAGGGGAGGUGGAGAGACCCUUUCAGAGCAGGGAUUGUGCCGGGAGAGUGCCUCUGACCUUUGGGACAGUUCAUCCACAGAAAUGUCUAAGCUGAUGGCUUGUCUGGGUUUUGGUCUUUGCAUUUGGAUUUAGAAAAAAAACAGCGUUUUACUGCACAGAAAUGUGUCAGUUGAAAAGGGAGCUCAGGAUGGUGGCAGAUGGACUGAAGCCCUUGCUGGGUCUUACUUUUCUUUAGGACUAUGAGGGAGAAUGAUUUUUAGAGGUGAGAGUUGGUCCUUGCAAAAGAGAGAAGUGUCUCUGAGGACAUAGAACACACAAGUUCAUAGUCCUGCAUCUACUAGCUGUGGUCUUGCCAGAGCCUGGCCUCAGACUGCAGGACCAGACCUCUGCCUUCAUCUUUCCAUGUACUGGGGCAAAAAACCACAAAGGAAAGGAAGAAAAUUAUAUAUAUAUAAUUAUAUAUAUAUAAUAUAAAAUCACUUGGUGAUUAAAAAAUAACUGCUCAAUAAAUAAAACUCCUAAAGUCACUAUGUUUAAAGGGUUUGGUUUUUUCCGGGGGGUGGGAAAUACUGUAAAUAUAUAUUUUUUGUUGCUUAUUUAGAGUCGAUCUCCAAUGUUGUGCUAAGAUUUUUAAAUUAAAUGUAAGCAUUAAGGGAAUGAGUCUUAGGCCACCAGCUGACAUAUUGGCAUUAUUUUGGGUCAGGGAAGGAAGAAAGCUAGUUGGACUUUGUUUUCUAAAAGUUCCCCACUUGGUUUUAGAAAGCGCAAAGAUGUCUUUCUUCUGACACUUGGGAAUGGGAGAUAUUUGUGUAAUAAAAUUUUUAAAAGACAAAAAAAGAAA